Physella acuta is the source of this 858-nucleotide messenger RNA. RefSeq lists its product as uncharacterized. The record is from RefSeq and is a predicted model, not a curated record. NCBI's taxonomy places the organism in Eukaryota, Metazoa, Mollusca, Gastropoda, Physidae. Gene Ontology annotation, molecular function: metalloendopeptidase activity. Gene Ontology annotation, biological process: proteolysis.
AUGAUCCCAAGUGCUCCAUCCUUGGCUUUUUUCCUGUUCGCUGUGCUCCACAGUACUACAGCUCAGUCUUAUGUUGUGGAGGUGUACGUGGCAGUUGAAAACAAAAUUACGACAUCCUACAUGAAUUACAUCCCAUCUACCUACGCUGGUGACAGAAGACAACUAGCACAGGACAACGUAAAUAAAGAUGUUCAGUACGCCUUGGCUGAGGUGAACAAGAUGUUGUCUACCCUUAGUCCCAACGGUGUGAACGUUGAGCUACGUCUACGUAAACUGGACUUUUUGACGACUGACGUCCUCACCACCUACAUGACCGGCACCACCAACACCGUCAACAGCGCCACUGGUAAAACCAACUUCCGAUCCUGGCUACUUCAGACCGCCGCAUACACCACCUACAGCUACGAUUUCGCCCUGCUGCUUACUGGCGCUGAUCUUUAUGGCAGUAGUGGAUCAACAGAAUCCAGUAACACCGACAUUGGCGCCGUGUGCAACGGUCUGUCCGCUGUGGUCAUCGCAGAGUUCCAGGGAACUUACCGUGACGUCGUAUCGUUAGCUCAUGCUGUUGGCUUCAUUUUAGGUGCUAACAACGACUUUUCCACAUCCUACAUCAUGUCGGCCUACAACUACGCGACACAGACAAAACGUUGGAGCUACUCAUACAUUACCGCCCUUUACAUACAACUGACCAUAAGUCAGCUCUCACCCAACUGCCUGCUAACCACCAACAGCCAGUCCACUACACUACCUGUCUCCUACGGUACCUACACAGGUGAUGAGCUCAACCCUGACAUCGUCUGCCAGAGGGCACUGAACACCCCAAAGUCAUCCUUCUGCAGGACCAACUAUGAACUCUGA